Molecule: messenger RNA, 477 nt
Organism: Etheostoma cragini (Arkansas darter)
Lineage: Eukaryota; Metazoa; Chordata; Actinopteri; Perciformes; Percidae
Gene: igfbp7
Product: insulin-like growth factor binding protein 7
Exons: 4
Coding region: 1-477 (158 amino acids)
Biological process (GO): regulation of cell growth; regulation of signal transduction
Cellular component (GO): extracellular region
Molecular function (GO): insulin-like growth factor binding
Source: RefSeq, a predicted model, not a curated record
AUGAAGACUCACGCAGAGCGAAUUCCUUCGAGGUCAGCGAGGAUUUCUGAUUCCUGCAACCUGUUUCAUCCUCCCCAGUCAUUGUCUCUCUACCUGUCUGUCUACCUGUCUGACUGCAGCCCCAGUGAUUGUCUCUCUACCUGUCUGUCUACCUGUCUGACUGCAGCCCCAGUGAUCGUCUCCCCCCCCGGUGAAGUGUAUAACGUCUCUGGUUCUCAGGUGUAUCUGAGUUGUGAGGCGGUGGGCGUUCCCACUCCGGUCCUCACCUGGAAGAAGGUGAUAGGAGGAAAGAAGAGGGAGGGGCUUCUUCCUGGAGACAGAGAUAACGUGGCGAUCCAGACAAGAGGAGGACCCGAAAAACACGAGGUCACCGGCUGGGUCCUGGUCAGUUUAUUACAUAUACAAUAUAUAUAUUCUCUGAACUCAAUGAAUCCACUCCUAUACUUGGUGAUGAAGCCAGACACCAGGUCCCUGUAG